GGCCAAAUUUGUAUCCAACUCUCGCACAAGCCAACGGCGUCACGUGUAUCCAGCUUUCUGGCAAACCUUCGCAGAGCCGCGCAGAAGUCUCCGGCUGGCGCCAGACCCGCCUGGGAGCGGCAAGACAUUCCGCGCGGGCUCCCGAAUGUUUGUGCUCGUGCCCGAUUAUCCUGUCCGGAACUGUCGGGAAUAGCCCCGCGUCGGGGAUCUCGGCGGCACCACCGCGAGCCUGUCUGAGCCCCGAGGGGAAGGGGGCCGAUGGGCGACAUGCCGCCGCGGCAGCUCGUGCGCUGCGGGGCCACGCCGUGAGCCGCCGCGCGCGCGGCCGCGCCCCGCUCGUGGGGCGACGGGCUGCGGCCGCCGAGCGGAGGCGUGCGCCGGCCCUGCUGGUGGGGUCGCGCAGCCUGCGCGCGCCAUGGGCGCGGUCGGAAGAGGAUGCAGUCGCGGCACGGCGCCCGGGAGCAGUGCGCAGGGGGAGAAGGAGGAGGAGGAGGAGAAGGGGGGAACAACCCUAUGUGGUUGAGCCCUGCGAGGUGCGCGCAGGCCCUUGGACCGUUUGAGUCCUCAACUCGAAUUCGCGGUGCAGGUACAGAACACUCUAAACUGCUUUCUGGCAAACCUUCGCAGAGCCGCGCAGAAGUCUCCGGCUGGCGCCAGACCCGCCUGGGAGCGGCAAGACAUUCCGCGCGGGCUCCCGAAUGUUUGUGCUCGUGCCCGAUUAUCCUGUCCGGAACUGUCGGGAAUAGCCCCGCGUCGGGGAUCUCGGCGGCACCACCGCGAGCCUGUCUGAGCCCCGAGGGGAAGGGGGCCGAUGGGCGACAUGCCGCCGCGGCAGCUCGUGCGCUGCGGGGCCACGCCGUGAGCCGCCGCGCGCGCGGCCGCGCCCCGCUCGUGGGGCGACGGGCUGCGGCCGCCGAGCGGAGGCGUGCGCCGGCCCUGCUGGUGGGGUCGCGCAGCCUGCGCGCGCCAUGGGCGCGGUCGGAAGAGGAUGCAGUCGCGGCACGGCGCCCGGGAGCAGUGCGCAGGGGGAGAAGGAGGAGGAGGGAAGAAGGGGUAGGAGGGAGGAGGCGGCAGAUAGCACAGGCGGCAGCGUCGGAGAGACCGCGUGGCCGACGGGGGCGUCGCGGCAGAGCGCGGAAGCGGCAGCGGAGGCAGGCACCCCGCGCAGCGGAGGGCGGCAGGCCGCGCCGAAGGCCCCGGGUGGGGCCCAUGGAGGGCGCCGCGGCGCGGAGGCGUCGGGCCCCUCCUGGGCCGUCG
Prorocentrum cordatum is the source of this 1257-nucleotide messenger RNA. Lineage: Eukaryota; Dinophyceae; Prorocentrales; Prorocentraceae. The record is from the annotation of a GenBank genome assembly.